AUGGAUAUCCAAGUUCCUAUUUGCCUGAACAAGUCGGAUAGACCAGCUUCGGAUCAAUGUCCCCAGAAGCAAGGAGUAUGCACGCAUGUUUCAACGAGAACACUGAAAAAACCUAAUUCAGCUCCACGUAAGAUAGCCAAAGUACGGUUGAGCAAUCGACAUGACAUACUUGCUCACAUUCCAGUAGAAGGUCAUAAUUUGCAGGAACAUUCUAUGGUGUUAAUAAGAGGAGAUAGAGUGAAAGAUUUGCCAGGUGUGAAAUCCCAUUGUAUUCGAGGAGUCAAGGAUUUGCUAGGAAUUCCGGAUCGAAGAAGAGGCAGAUCAAAAUAUGGUGCAGAAGAUAUAAGUUGGGUCAACCCUGGUUUUGUCAGCCUGAUCUGA
Molecule: messenger RNA, 381 nt
Organism: Alnus glutinosa
Lineage: Eukaryota; Viridiplantae; Streptophyta; Magnoliopsida; Fagales; Betulaceae
Product: small ribosomal subunit protein uS12m
Exons: 2
Coding region: 1-381 (126 amino acids)
Biological process (GO): translation
Cellular component (GO): ribosome; small ribosomal subunit
Molecular function (GO): structural constituent of ribosome
Source: RefSeq, a predicted model, not a curated record